GACGUAGGCACUAACAAUGGGGCAUUUGAUCACUUUAGCGACCUCCCUCAAUCAAUGGGCGCUAGACUUCGAGGGCAACCUCGAGCGCAUCUUGACUAGUAUCCGGAUCGCGAAGGAGCGCGGUGCGACUAUGCGCGUUGGGCCCGAGCUUGAGAUUCCAGGAUACGGAUGCUACGAUCACUUCCUCGAGGGCGACACUGAACUCCACUCUUGGGAAGCGCUUCAGAAGAUCCUCUCCUCCGACGCUACGGUUGGGAUCGUGUGCGACAUCGGCAUGCCGGUGACGCACAAGUCUGUCACCUAUAACUGCCGCAUCGUCUGCUACGACAAGAAGAUCCUCCUCAUUCGUCCCAAGAUGUGGCUCGCAAACGACGGUAACUAUCGCGAGCUGCGGUACUUUACGCCCUGGCAGAAGCACCGCCAGACGGACGACCACUACCUGCCUCGUAUUAUCCAGGAUGUUACUGGACAGAUCAAAGUGCCCUUCGGCGACGCCGUCAUUAGCACGCUGGACACCUGCAUCGGUGUCGAGCUAUGCGAGGAACUCUUUACCCCGGCGAGCCCUCACAUUCUCAUGGGUCUUGACGGUGUCGAGAUCUUCACCAACUCAAGCGGCAGCCAUCACGAACUUCGCAAGCUCUACCGCCGCGUCGAGCUCAUCAAGGAGGCCACGCUCAAGACCGGCGGCAUAUACCUCUACGCAAACCAACAAGGCUGCGACGGCGACCGCCUCUACUACGACGGCUGCCCGCUCAUCGCCGUGAACGGCGAGAUCGUCGCCCAGGGCACGCAGUUCUCGCUCGACGACGUGCAGGUCGUGAGCGCCACGAUCGAUGUCGAGGACGUGCGCGCGCACCGGCAUGGGAAGAUGAGCUGGGGGAUGCAGGCGUCCGGCGCGGAGCGGUAUCAGCGGAUCGAGGUCAACUUUGCAUUGAGUGGAGAUGAUUUGAGUAUCUUGCAGUCGACGAAAAUUCCGAUCAGGUAUCAUAAGCCUGAGGAGGAGAUUGCGUUGGGUCCGGCAUGUUGGCUAUGGGACUACUUGCGCCGUUCGCGCGCGCAGGGCUUCUUCCUCCCUCUCAGUGGCGGCAUCGACAGCUGUGCCACCGCGGUCAUCGUCUACUCUAUGUGCAGACUCGUCGUCGAGAAAGCCAAGGAAGGCGACCCCCAAGUCAUCGCCGACGCCCGGCGCAUCUCCGGCGAGCCCGAGUCCUCCACCUACAUCCCUACCUCCCCGCACGAGUUCGCCAACCGCGUCUUCCACACCUGCUACAUGGGCACCGAGAACUCGAGCCAGGAGACGCGCGAGCGGGCGAAGCACUUAGGCGAGGCGCUCGGGAGUUAUCAUCUGGAUCUGAAUAUGGACACACUGGUCACUGCGGUGCGGACGUUAUUUGGGUUUGUGACGGGGAGGAAGCCGCAGUUUCGGGCGCAUGGGGGGUCGGAGGCGGAGAAUCUGGCCCUGCAGAAUAUUCAGGCCCGCUUGAGAAUGGUGUUGGCGUAUCUGUUUGCACAGCUGUUGCCUUGGGUUCGCGGCCGACAGGGUGGGCUGCUGGUGCUUGGUAGUGCCAACGUUGAUGAAGCCUUGCGAGGAUACCUCACAAAGUACGACUGCUCGUCAGCCGACAUCAACCCCAUUGGCGGUGUCAGCAAGACGGACCUGAAGAAGUUCAUCGCUUUCGCACAGGAGAAAUUCGAUUUGCCGAUUCUGGAGAGCUUCCUCACCGCCGUUCCCACCGCCGAGCUUGAGCCCAUAACGGAGACCUACGUGCAGUCGGACGAGGCGGACAUGGGCAUGACCUACGAGGAGCUUUCCGUCUUUGGCAGGUUGCGCAAGGUCGAGAAGUGUGGGCCGUACGCCAUGUUCACGAAGCUGCUGCACGAGUGGGGGGAUAGGCUGUCGCCGGGGCAGAUCGCUGCGAAGGUCAAGCUGUUCUUCUUCGAGUAUGCGCGGAAUAGGCACAAGAUGACGACCAUCACGCCCGCGUACCACGCCGAGUCAUACAGUCCGGACGAUAAUCGCUUCGACCUUCGCCCCUUCCUCUAUCCAUCGCGCUUCCCUUGGCAGUUCAAGAAGAUUGAUGAUGUGGCGGCGACGCUACCGGAUCGGUCGAGCAAGGUCGAAGAGGUACAGAAGGACAAGUAGGAUGCGAUUGCAAUGAAUAUAUAGAAGCUGUAGAAUGUACUGUAGAAACACUGCGAAAAGCACCCGUAUAAAUUACCUGAAACUGAACCAGGAAAGGUUGC
Schizophyllum commune H4-8 is the source of this 2244-nucleotide messenger RNA. Its product is annotated as glutamine-dependent NAD(+) synthetase with GAT domain-containing protein. The record is from RefSeq and is a predicted model, not a curated record. Gene Ontology annotation, molecular function: NAD+ synthase (glutamine-hydrolyzing) activity; ATP binding; glutaminase activity. Gene Ontology annotation, cellular component: cytoplasm. The transcript has 16 exons. Bases 17 to 2143 code for a protein of 708 amino acids. Gene Ontology annotation, biological process: NAD+ biosynthetic process. NCBI's taxonomy places the organism in Eukaryota, Fungi, Basidiomycota, Agaricomycetes, Agaricales, Schizophyllaceae.